UCUUUAUUUCUCUAUGGCCUUUCUCUUUGUUCGGUGGCUCAUCUCUCUCUCUCCUUCUCUCUAGGGUCUCUAGCGGUCUGCAUCUUUGCUCCACCAGCAGCAUCCGAGGACGAGGAGUAGCUGUUCCUCCGCCUCCGGAGGAAAGGAGGCAGGCGAGGAGUGUGAGCUGAAGCCUGGAGGCCUCCUCCCGAGCUAGAGCCUAGAGCAAGAUUACUAAUGUCUGCAUAUGGCAAUGGGGUCAUCUACAACUGAUGCUAGUGAUGAGCUGGUGAGCUACUCGUGGUUGGGUUUGACAGUACCACAGUCACAGAAAGAAGAUGCUGGAUUUCCAAAGGUUUUGUUGCUUCUUUCAUCGCAUCUUGACAAGGCAGUUCAGAAGAAUGAAGAGUUACUAGGUUCCAGUAAAAUAAAGGAGUCAACCACUAUCUUUCAUGGUCAGAGGGUGCCAGAGCUUAGUAUAAAGCUCUACGCAGAACGCAUUUUCAAGUAUGCACAGUGCAGCCCAUCUUGCUUUGUGUUGGGACUUAUCUACAUGGAGAGAUAUCUGCAGCAACCAAACAUUUACAUGACGUCACUUAGUGUUCAUCGCUUGCUGAUUACAAGUGUUGUUAUUGCUGCCAAAUUCACAGAUGAUUCGUUUUUCAACAAUGCAUACUACGGGAAAGUUGGAGGAAUUAGCACAAGAGAGAUGAAUAGACUUGAACUGGAUCUGUUGUUUAGUUUGGAUUUUAGGCUCAAAGUGAGUUUAGAGACGUUUGGAAGCUACUGCUUGCAGUUGGCAAAGGAAGAAUUGGCUCUUGUUCUGGAGAGACCAAUUCAUGUCCAGACCGCCAACGGUACUAAACACAUGAUUUGUAACAAUAGUGCUGAUGAGAUUUGCAAGCACGAGCUAGUGCGUGAAAGAUACAGCACUCAAGCUCUUCAAGGAUAUAGCUGAUAGAUGUGAUUUGUGACGGACAGUUAAAGGGUGAGGGUCUGAGUACUGAUAAUUCUUUUUGUUGUCAUUUGUGCAUUCAGAUUGCUUCAAAUUGUGCUGAGGCAAUUGGUUAGUGGGGCUGUUAUUUUACUUAUCUAUGACACUCUUAUUCUUGUGAACUACGCUGCUCUAUUUUUUUCCCAAUGAGUUUGAAAAUGACAUUUCUGGAGCCUGGGCA
Molecule: messenger RNA, 1154 nt
Organism: Phragmites australis (common reed)
Lineage: Eukaryota; Viridiplantae; Streptophyta; Magnoliopsida; Poales; Poaceae
Product: cyclin-P3-1
Exons: 3
Coding region: 227-937 (236 amino acids)
Biological process (GO): regulation of cyclin-dependent protein serine/threonine kinase activity
Molecular function (GO): protein kinase binding
Source: RefSeq, a predicted model, not a curated record